CUGGACUGGCAGACGGCUUUAAGAUGAAUGAGUAAAACCCUUAUAUACUGUCUAUAGUAAAACCCAAAUGAGGCAGUAAUGCAACAUUGUGGAUGCCGACUACUUUAAAACUUCAAAGAAGAAGAAGAAAAAGAGGCCAGUCUGCUGUCAUUUAGAACCAUGUCGUCCACUGAAAGUACUGACCUGGGCCGGGCGCUCUGUAUUAUCACCGGGGCCUCCAGAGGCUUUGGCCGGACUAUAGCGAGGGAGAUGUCUCGGUUGGUGAAGCCGGGGUCAGCGCUCUUGCUGGCGGCCCGCUCCGGUGAUGACCUGCGGGCUUUGCAGGCUGAGCUGGCCGAGUCGGAGGCAGGCAAAGCGGGCCUGGUGGUUGAGUGUGUCGUGGUAGAUCUGGGUCAGAUUGAGGGACCGGAGAGGAUUGUCAGAGCAUCUAAAGAAGCUUUUUCUGACGAUAUAGAUCACGUUAUACUGGUCAACAAUUCUGGCUCUCUGGGUGAUGUGACCCGCUAUGCCAAAAGCUUCACCGACAUGGCCGAGGUGAACUCCUACUUGUCUCUCAAUGUCAGCUCCUCCCUGUGCCUCACCGCCAGCGUCCUGCAGGCUUUUCCACAGCGUCCAGGCCUGCGGCGCACUGUGGUCAACAUCAGCUCGCUGUGUGCCCUGCAACCUUUCCGCUCCUGGGUGCUGUACUGCACAGGCAAGGCUGCCCGAGACAUGAUGUUCAGGGUGCUGGCAGAAGAGGAGCCGGACCUUCGUGUGCUAAACUACGCUCCAGGGCCUCUGGACACUGCCAUGCUGACGGAGGCCAUGUCCAGAACAGCAGAUCCCAGCAUCAGGACGUCUUUUUCAGCCAUGUUCGCUCAGGGCCAGGUGCUCACCUGUGAGGCCUCUUGUGCCAAGCUGAUGAAGCUGCUGCUGGAAGACAACUACACAUCAGGAGCUCACAUCGACAUCUAUGACGUAGACACAGCUUGAGUACUUACAGCUAGAGCUGCAACUAGUGAUUAUUUUAUUAUUAAUCUGUUAAUUAUUAUUUUUUGAUUUCUUGAUUAAUGUUUGGUCUAUAAAUGUCAGAAAAGCGUGAAAAAUGUUGAUCAGUGAUCAAGAUG
Perca fluviatilis (European perch) is the source of this 1106-nucleotide messenger RNA. It is a transcript of the gene spra, whose product is annotated as sepiapterin reductase a. The transcript has 3 exons. NCBI's taxonomy places the organism in Eukaryota, Metazoa, Chordata, Actinopteri, Perciformes, Percidae. Gene Ontology annotation, biological process: tetrahydrobiopterin biosynthetic process. Bases 160 to 972 code for a protein of 270 amino acids. The record is from RefSeq and is a predicted model, not a curated record. Gene Ontology annotation, molecular function: sepiapterin reductase (NADP+) activity.